ACUGAAUAAAAAACAUAAAAAGAAUAAUCAAUCCGUAAGCCGAGCACCCGAGCAGCUUAGCUCUCUCUCAGAUUGCAAGGGAAGAACGAAUCCAAGCGGCGCCAGAGAGCGCACAGAAAAGGAGGAGAAAAAUUUGGAAAGAAAGGCCAGUGCUUCGAGGGAACUGGACGUAAGUGGGCAAAUGAUGAUGAUGAGCAAGCUUUUGAUUCGAAGACGCCUUUUAACUCUGGCUCGCUGCAGUUGUUGAAGAAAUGGGUAGUUCCAUUUUCCUCUUCGCCGCCGUCUGCACCACAAACAUCUCGUCUGCCCAACUCCACCAGCUACCGUUGAGCCGCUGCUUUCACUUGCGAUCCGAUUCUCUGUCGCUUUCACCAUGACCUACUCCUCCUCCUCCUCUCACCAUUAUAAACCCUCCAUCGGAUUUGAAUUUCUAUCCCCAUCGCGCAUUCGAAAUCACGCUUGUUGCCGACGUUCCCAUGGACCCCACCGUUCGCCCAGCCGUCGUCAUCGACAACGGCACUGGGUAUACUAAGAUGGGAUUCGCGGGAAAUGUUGAGCCUUGUUUCAUUCUACCGACAGUAGUUGCAGUGAAUGAGUCGUUUCUCGAUCAAUCUCGGGCUUCCUCCAAGGCGAAUUGGCUCGCCCAGCACAGCGCCGGGGUUUUGGCCGAUCUGGACUUCUUCAUUGGGGAUGAAGCAAUCACCAAAUCGAGGUCUAGUAGCACUUACAAUCUUAGCUACCCGAUUCAGCAUGGGCAAGUCGAUAAUUGGGAUGCCAUGGAGAGGUAUUGGCAGCAGUCUAUAUUCAAUUACUUGCGGUGUGAUCCAGAGGAUCAUUACUUCCUUUUGACAGAGAGCCCGCUCACGGCACCGGAGAGUAGGGAAUAUGCCGGUGAGAUUAUGUUCGAGACGUUUAACGUCCCUGGCCUUUACAUUGCCGUCAAUUCCGUCCUCGCCUUAGCUGCCGGGUAUACAACAUCCAAGUGCGAGAUGACAGGCGUUGUGGUGGAUGUUGGGGAUGGCGCUAGCCAUGUUGUCCCUGUCGCUGAGGGCUAUGUAAUUGGAAGCAGCAUCAAAUCAAUUCCUAUUGCUGGACGGGAUGUUACUCUUUUUGUCCAACAGCUUAUGCGGGAAAGAGGAGAGAAUGUACCGCCUGAGGAUUCGUUUGAUGUAGCUCGGAAAGUCAAAGAAAUGUAUGGCUACACUUGUUCUGAUAUUGUCAAGGAGUUUAACAAGCAUGAUAAAGAACCAUCCAAGUUUAUUAAGCAAUGGAAAGGUAUCAAGCCAAAAACUGGGGCGCCAUACUCAUGUGAUGUAGGCUAUGAGCGUUUCCUUGGCCCUGAGAUUUUCUUUAACCCUGAGGUCUACAGCAGUGACUUUACAACUCCUCUACCAGAUGUAAUUGACAAAUGCAUUCAGUCUGCACCAAUCGACACCAGGAGGGCUUUAUACAAGAAUAUAGUAUUAUCUGGAGGAUCAACCAUGUUCAAGGAUUUCGGUAGAAGGUUGCAACGAGAUCUGAAAAAGAUUGUGGAUGCACGAGUUCAGGCAUCUGAAGCCAUACUUGGUGGUGAUAUUAAAGUAUCCGAUUCUUAUGCAUUUCAUAUGCUCUUUUUGUAAUGCAUCACUUUGACUCGAGAAAAGAGGUUGAGAAUGGGUUUCUCAUGUGGUGGUCUCCAGGCUCAGCCAGUGGAAGUAAAUGUUGUCAGCCACCCCAUACAGAGAUACGCUGUUUGGUUUGGAGGUUCAGUGCUUGCUUCAACUCCUGAAUUUUUUGCGGCUUGCCACACAAAAGCCGAAUAUGAAGAACAUGGAGCAAACAUAUGCCGCACGAAUCCUGUCUUCAAGGGAAUGUAUUAGUUACUUGAUACAGCAGCAAAAGCUUGCUGCACUGUGUACCAUGACUUGGCAUUCAAAAGUAUUUGUUUAGGGGAUAGUUGCUGCCUUGCUGAGGAACUGCAAGAAAAGGAGGUGGAUUUCGAUCAGAAGUCAACAGGGCGCGAAAUCAAUUUUGUUCAAUGGAGUAGGUCUGUCUUGUUCAAAGGUUUAUGGUGGUAGCGUUUAGAUAGGAACUGUAAUUUUAGGAAAGCUGGAAUUUUUAAAUGUUUUCAGCUCGUUUUUAGAGGACGAUAAAUAUUCUUUUUCUGGCCCUUGUUCUCUUUGCCUGUUCGGGAGGUUGUUGAUCAUUGUUCACCAUACAAAAUAUAAAAUAUCAUUCAUUUUAAUGAAUUGGAUACAUGAAGUAAUCGUUUCGAGUCAAAACUAGUUUGGAAUUUGG
Linum tenue is the source of this 2277-nucleotide messenger RNA. The record is from the annotation of a GenBank genome assembly. Lineage: Eukaryota; Viridiplantae; Streptophyta; Magnoliopsida; Malpighiales; Linaceae.